Messenger RNA from Daucus carota subsp. sativus, 1515 nucleotides. RefSeq lists its product as uncharacterized. NCBI's taxonomy places the organism in Eukaryota, Viridiplantae, Streptophyta, Magnoliopsida, Apiales, Apiaceae. The transcript has a single exon. The coding region runs from base 1 to 1515 and encodes 504 amino acids. The record is from RefSeq and is a predicted model, not a curated record.
AUGAGUGAAAUAUGGAUUAAUCUUCCAAGGUUCAGUGAAGAGUACAGCAAGGGGGUUAAAGAUUUUGUAGAAAAUGCUAUGGUUCAUUAUGCUGUAGAAAAUGAAAUGAAGUGUCCUUGUAGUUUAUGUAAAAGUAAGCAAUGGUGGGGUGCAGAACAAGUGUAUAACCACCUGAUUUGUAAUGGUCCAUCUGUGGUAGAAGUUAGCUGGAUUUACGACGUCUCAAACAUGGUAAAUGGUAGUACUGAAGGGAUGGAUUGUCAAGAAAAUGUCGGGUUCGAAGAUAAUCUGGAAGAAAUGUUGAAUGUUACUUGCGCCUACGGUGGAGCGAAUGCAGAUGCAAGGAAAUUUUUUCGCCUUGUUGAGGACGGAAAAAAGCCAUUGUAUCCGGGCUCCAAAAAAUUUACUCGGCUAAGUUUCCUUGUUAGGCUUUACCACUGGAAAUGUCUACAUGGAGUAACCGAGUCGGCAUUUGGUGAUCUAUUACUACUAAUAAAAGAGGCAUUCCCCGAUGUUGAAGUACCAUCCUCUUUCAAUGCUGCUAAAAAGGUAAUCAAGGAUUUAGGCCUUGACUACAAAAAAAUACAUGCAUGUCCAAAUGACUGCAUGUUAUUUUGGGAUGAAAAUAAGGAUGAAAUUUCUUGUAGAAACUGCGGUGCCUCAAGGUGGACUGAUGCGAAAAAUGGAGACGACAACAGCAAGAUUCCAGCGAAGGUCAUGAGAUAUUUUCCUUUAAAACCAAGGCUGCAGCGACUGUAUAUGUCAAAGGAUUUCUCUAAAUUAAUGACCUGGCACGCAGUGGAGCGAAAGAAAGACGGAAAGUUACGACAUCCGGCAGAUGGCAAGGCCUGGAAGCUGAUGGAUUCAAAAUAUCCAACAUUUUCAGCAGAAAAACGGAACAUACGAUUGGGAAUAGCUGCUGACGGGUUCAAUCCAUUUCGCACAAUGAGUACCAGUCAUAGCACAUGGCCAGUUGUAGUAGUCAACUACAACCUUCCUCCCUGGCUUAACAUGAAACCAGAAAAUUUAAUCCUCUCGACACUCAUACCAGGUCCCAAUGAUCCUGGAAAUAAUUUAGACGUCUAUAUGCAGCCUUUAGUAAAGGAAUUGAAAGAGUUAUGGGAGGAAGGAAUUGAAACAUAUGAUGCUUCGACAAAUCAGAAUUUUAUUUUACGUGCAAGCUUGUUAUGGACGAUUAGUGACUUUCCAGGUUAUGGAAUGCUAUCGGGCUGGAGUACAAAAGGCUACCUAGCCUGCCCUGUUUGUGCUUACGAGACGUCAUCACAAUAUUUGAAACAUAGCCGAAAAGUAUGCUAUAUGAAUCAUCGAAAAUUUCUAGAUUCCAACCAUAAAUGGAGAUCUGAUAAGAAAAGGUUCGAUGGUAAAGUUGAGAAAGGCGAAACCCCACCAGUUUUAACCGGCAGAUUUAUAGAGUUGGUGUUGGAUGGUUUCGAGAAUAAUUUUGGGUGUACGGGGAAGGGAAAAAGAAAAGUCAGCUGUGAGGUUAACCACUAG